AUGUGCUCACAUACAGCCAUGGCCUCUGGCGUGGGCAGCCUCGACAGCCUCGACCUGCUGGACCUCCUCUUCGACCGCCAGGAUGGGAUCCUCCGUGGUGUAGAGCUGGGAACGCCGCCGGGCGCCUGGCACGAGGAUGGGCGUGCCCAGGACAGCGAGGACUUCCUCAGCUCCAUCCUGGGCUCCGGGGACUCAGUGUUGGACUCGCCCAGCUGGUCCCCAGCCACCAGUGACAGCGGGGUCUCUGAGGACCCCCCCUCCGACCAGCUCGACAGCCCCCCCAGGUGCUGCGACGGGGGUCCCAGCGAGGUCCUGUACCCCUACACCAACACCUGUCGGGCUCUGCCCUUCCCAGGGGGGUCUGAGGUCCUGCACCCCGAGGUCUCCAUCGACCUGGACAUGUGGCACCCCGGCUUCUUCCUGGAGGAGAGCCAGGACCUGCCCGUCGUCUCCCCGCCCGCAUCCUGCACCCUCACUGUCAAGGACCUGCUGCUCUCCAGCAGCUCUGAUGCUCAGCCGCAGGCGCCCAGCUCCCUGCUGAGGCAGAGCCAGGGGCAGUUCCAGGAGCUGGUGCUGACGGAGGACGAGAAGAAGCUGCUGGCGAAGGAGGGGGUGUCCCUGCCCACCCAGCUGCCCCUCACCAAGUACGAGGAGCGGGUGCUGAAGAAGAUCCGGCGGAAGAUCAGGAACAAGCAGUCGGCUCAGGAGAGCCGCAAGAAGAAGAAGGAGUAUAUUGACGGGCUGGAGAGCCGGAUGUCGGCGUGCACGGCCCAGAACCAGGAGCUGCAGAGGAAAGUCCUGCACCUGGAGAAGCAGAACUCGUCCCUCCUGGAGCAGCUGAAGAAGCUUCAGGCCCUCGUGGUACAGUCAAGCAACAAGGCAGCACAGACGGGAACCUGCAUCGCGGUCCUGCUGCUCUCCUUCGCGCUCAUCGUCUUCCCCUCCAUCAGCCCCUUUGCCCCCAGCAAGGCCGAGGCGGACGGCGACUUCGGACCCGUGCGAGUUUUCUCCAGGUCCCUGCACAACGCGGCCGCCUCCCGCGUGGCUUACGCACAGCCCCAAGCCGGGGACGAGAAGGCCCCAGAGCUGCUGUGGCCAGAGCACCUGGGCGAAGCCCCCGAGACCCUGCACGAAGCCUUCGGUGGCCACACGUUCACCCCACACCCGGACAAAGUCUCCCCCCGUAACGGCACAGAGCCACUCGCCUCGGAGGGGCUGAGCCACGGGGACGGGGAUCAAGCCAACACCGUGUCUGGGGACGGCACCGUGCCGCACCGCAGCCUGGCGCCGCUGGCUUGGACCAAGGCUGGCCACAGCAGGCCCGCGGUGCUGGAGCCGGCGGAGGAGCUUUAA
Molecule: messenger RNA, 1353 nt
Organism: Nipponia nippon (crested ibis)
Lineage: Eukaryota; Metazoa; Chordata; Aves; Pelecaniformes; Threskiornithidae
Source: RefSeq, a predicted model, not a curated record